This is a messenger RNA of Acanthosepion pharaonis, 900 nucleotides long. The record is from the annotation of a GenBank genome assembly. NCBI's taxonomy places the organism in Eukaryota, Metazoa, Mollusca, Cephalopoda, Sepiida, Sepiidae.
AUGCCUUCCCGACCACCGAUAUCUUGUUUGUCAUUAUUUAUUUAUUUUCUCUUUCAUUCUUUCUUUCUUUCUUUCUUUCUUUUUUUCUGUCUUUCGUUCUUUUCUUUCUUCUCUUUCUUUCUUUGCCAUUGUUUCUGUCACUUUUUCUUUCUUUCGCCUUUAUUCCUUUGUACUCUUUCUUUCUUUCUUUUCUUUUUUUUCUUUCUUUUCUUUCUUUCUUUGCCAUUGUUUCUGUCACUUUUUCUUUCUUUCGCCUUUAUUCCUUUGUGCUCUUUCUUUCUUUCUUUCUUUCUUUCUUUCUUUCUUUCUUUGCCAUUGUUUCUGUCACUCUUUCUUAUUAGCAAAGUUUUUAGGUUCCAUUCCUUUUACCUUUUCCUCCUUUCUUUCCUUUACCAUUUCUUCAUUAUCCCACUAGGAACACCAAGUUCCCGAUUCGAUUAUCACAUAGACAUUAUUUCUCCCCCCCCCCAAAAAAAAAUGUCCGAAAUUGUCACACCUGAUGCAUUAAUAUUCAAACUGAUCGCCUCCAUAAUAUCGAAUGAAGAUCAAAGAACUUCACGUCAUUAUUUCUUUUCUUUCACAAACUACCCCCCACCAUUUUUCCUCUUCUUUUUAUCCUUCCAUUUUUUUCCGAUUCUUGUGGGUGGCCACUUCAUUAUCUGUCCCUGCCUUUUCACUAUCUAUUUUAGUCUGUUCAUAUCUAUCUAUCUAUCUAUCUAUCUAUCUAUCUAUCUAUCUCAUUUAUUCAUAAUAUUCUCUACUUUAUCACACCAAGCCCGCCUCCAUUUUUCAUCAUCACUUCUCGAUCUGCAACAUCAGAAUGGCUUUGAAUCUAGUUACCGUGUUGAAUCUGUCUUUCUUUGGGGCGCUUAUCUCUACAGCAACGUAAAUUCUGUGUAA